Messenger RNA from Raphanus sativus (radish), 1150 nucleotides. RefSeq names its product beta carbonic anhydrase 5, chloroplastic. Lineage: Eukaryota; Viridiplantae; Streptophyta; Magnoliopsida; Brassicales; Brassicaceae. Gene Ontology annotation, molecular function: carbonate dehydratase activity; zinc ion binding. Gene Ontology annotation, biological process: carbon utilization. The record is from RefSeq and is a predicted model, not a curated record. The coding region runs from base 95 to 991 and encodes 298 amino acids. The transcript has 9 exons.
UUCCUCUUCUAAUUUAAUUAUUUUUUUGCUUUCUCUUUGAGAUGAAUGCUCUCGAGAUGCUUGUACCAUAUUCGAGAUACCAAACUUUCCUUUAAUGGCAUCACACUUACCCAUCUCCUAUGAUCCUUCUUCCUCCACGUCUCUCCAUACCCAACAAUUGAUCUUCUGCUCCAGUGACAAAGUAAAGGACUUUGAGAAAGCCCAGUUGAGAAUUCCCUCUUCUUUCAGAAGAAAAGCUGCAAACUUGCAAACGAUGGCAUCAGGCAAGACACCUGGACUGACUCAGGAAGCUAAUGACUUCACUAGUGGAGAAAACAACACUGACGACGUAUUCGACGACAUGAAACAGCGGUUCCUCGCCUUCAAGAAGCUUAACUACAUGGAUAACUUAGAGCACUUCAAGAAACUAGCAGAUGCUCAAGCUCCAAAGUUUCUGGUGAUUGCUUGUGCAGACUCUAGGGUCUGUCCUUCUGCCGUCCUCGGAUUUCAACCUGGUGAAGCAUUCACUGUUCGUAACAUUGCAAAUUUAGUACCUUCAUACGAGUCUGGACCUACUGAAACAAAAGCUGCUCUCCAGUUCUCUGUGAAUACUCUUGAAGUGGAGAAUAUCUUAGUUGUUGGUCAUAGCCGUUGUGGAGGAAUUCAAGCUUUAAUGAGCAUGGAAGAUGAAGGAGACUCCAGAAGUUUCAUACGUAACUGGGUGAUUGUGGGGAAGAAGGCAAAGGAAAGCACAAAAGCUGUUGCUUCAAACCUCCAUUUUGAUCACCAGUGUCAACAUUGUGAAAAGACGUCGAUUAAUCAUUCAUUAGAAAGACUGCUUGGUUAUCCAUGGAUAGAAGAGAAAGUGCGGAAUGGAUCACUGUCACUCCAUGGUGGCUACUAUGACUUUGUAAACUGUACAUUUGAGAAAUGGACCGUCGAUUAUGAAGGAAGCAGAGGCGGCAAGAAGGAAGGCAGUGGGAUUGCUGUUAAAAACCGAUCAGUUUGGUGAUUAUUAACCAUCUCAAUCUUCAUUAGGAUUGUCUUUCAUAGUUUUGAGAAUCAUCAGAGACUCCUUUCUUUGCCGUUGUGUGUUGACAAAAUAUCAUAUUCUAACUCUUCAGGAACUUACGUUCGUUUUAUCAAUAUGAUUUGUGAAUUCAAUGUUUGA